GACUUCUUCUUCUCUCCCUCGACCCCCCUCUCCCUCUCCCCUCUCUUAAUUCUAGUAAGUGGUUCAAUAAUGUCGUCGUCAUUCAUAACGGCGUCGCCCCUACCUUUUCUGCUCCGAAGGCGCUCGAGUGGCGAAAUCAGGAAUUUGGCCUCGGUUUCGAGCAGCAUAUUGCCCGCUUUUGGAACCGUCAUCGAUGACGGCCACUUGCAGACCAAGAAUUUUGUUGUUGCUCCCUACGAUAGGAGAUAUCGGUGGUGGCAGACGUUCUUGGUGGUGCUGGUGGUGUACUCAGCAUGGGCGUCGCCGUUCGAGUUGGCCUUCAAAAAGGUGGCAACAGGGUCUCUCAUGCCGGUUGAUUUGGUAGUCGAUGCCUUCUUCGCCGUUGAUAUAGUUCUCACUUUCUUUGUGGCUUACUUGGAUAAGUCAACCUACCUCCUAGUACUUGAUCACAAAACAAUUGCAUCCAGGUAUGUUACGAGAUAUUACUUCGCAAUGGACGUAGCCUCAACUGUACCGUUUCAAUCCCUUCACAGGCUCUUCACUGGGCAUACGCACAAUGGCCUGGUCUUUGGCAUCCUCAAUCUGCUUCGUCUCUGGCGUCUCCGGCGCGUCAGUGAACUCUUUAAAAGGCUAGAGAAAGACACUCGCUUUAGUUACUUUUGGAUCAGAUAUGUCAAACUCAUAUGUGUUACACUAUUUGCUGUGCACUCGGCGGGCUGCUUCUACUACUGGAUGGCCACCCAUCACAAAACCUCAGAUGAUACAUGGAUUGGAACUGAGGUCCAUGAUUUUGAGCACAGAAGCAUCUGGUUAGGUUACACAUAUGCCAUAUACUGGGCAACUGUCACCCUCACAACUGUUGGCUAUGGUGACUUGCACGCAGUCAACUUUGGGGAGAAGGUUUUCAGCAUAUUCUAUAUGCUUUUCAACAUUGGACUCUUUGCUUAUUUGGUUGGAAACAUGACCAAUCUCGUUGUCCACAGUGCUGUCCGGACAUUGUUCAUGAGGGACUCCAUCAAUGAGAUAUUCAGAUAUGCAAGCAAGAACAGACUUCCAGAAGGCUUGAAAGAGCAAAUGCUUGCCCACAUGCAGCUCAAGUUCAAGACAGCAGAGUUACAGCAGGAAGAAGUUCUACAGGACCUUCCGAAAGCAAUAAGAUCCAGCAUUGCCCACCAUCUUUUCCGUAAAACCAUUGAUAAAACAUACCUAUUUAAAGGAAUCUCUGAAGAGCUUACUGUCCAAUUGGUCUCAGAGAUGAAAGCAGAAUAUUUUCCACCCAAAGUCGAUAUUAUCUUGCAAAACGAAAUUCCAACAGACUUUUACAUUCUAGUAGCUGGAGCUUUGGACGUGCUAAUAUACAAGAACGGCACAGAACAGUUCUUGUCAAAUCUAGGAUCUGCAGACAUGGUAGGAGAGUUUGGCGUAUUUUUCAAUAUCCCACAACCUUUUACAGUGAGAACAAAAAGGCUUUCUCAGGUUAUCCGCAUCAGUCAUCAGUAUUUCAAGCAAAUGAUCCAGCCACAGAAUGAAGACGCAAAGAUAAUCAUCACAAACUUUACUCAGCACUUGAAGGACUUGAAACAGGAGGUGUUACAAGAAAUUCCAUUUCUACCAGAAUUGCUGGAAGAACUGAAUACAGAGCAGGGCACGGAAUCAAAUGAGAGUACACAUAAUCAUGAACCAGUGAAUUACCAUGGAAAUCCAACUGUGGAAGGAACAAACAAAACUUGUGCUCCCGGGCCUAUCACCAUGCGAGUCAUAAUUCAUGGCCAUCAUCCAAAUGAAGGCGACUCGAAAGGAAAACUUAUUCAUCUGCCGGAUUCAAUAGACGACCUUCUGAGAUUAGCAGAGAAAAAGUUGGAAAAAAGAGGAAGCACAGUUGUCAUGGCCGACAGCUCAGCGGUUGAAGAACUGAAUGCUUUGAGAGACAAUGAUCACUUGUUUAUCUUUUGAACAAAGAAGAUGAUGUAUAACAUGAUCACUAACAGGUUUCAGCCAUCUUAUAAAUGCACUGUGAGUCAUGAUAUGAGGAUGAAGAUUUGCAGAGCUUACAGCAA
Molecule: messenger RNA, 2057 nt
Organism: Rosa chinensis
Lineage: Eukaryota; Viridiplantae; Streptophyta; Magnoliopsida; Rosales; Rosaceae
Product: potassium channel KAT3
Exons: 13
Coding region: 70-1953 (627 amino acids)
Biological process (GO): transmembrane transport; potassium ion transport
Cellular component (GO): membrane
Molecular function (GO): voltage-gated potassium channel activity
Source: RefSeq, a predicted model, not a curated record